UCCUGUCUCUCUUCUCACUGUGAGAGGAGCUAGUUGCUCUCACUGAGGUAUGCACAGAGACAGCCUUCCUGCUCUGACACAAGUGGUUCCAGAAUAACUUUUUUAUGUGUCUGUCGGUGGUAUUCUGGUUUCCAGUGAAAUAUACCAUUUGGAUCCUUCAAAGCUGCAGCGGAUGCUUUCAGUCUUCACCAUCCCUGAGGCUAAGUUGGGAGAUCUAAGACCAACCAAGACACCGCUUGAGAUUCAAGGAGCUCCUAGUUGAUUUAGGAGUCCCACAGAUUGGAUUAAGGACUGGUGUGAAGCACAACUAUUUGUGUGAUUCUGUGAAUAUAUGAGAAUGGUGAAGGCCUUUGUUCAAACUUGCUUAAAGUUGCUGUUGAUUUUCACCUUUGUCAAGUGUAAAAUCCCAGAUGCCCAUGUGACAUGUCCGUUCUCAGGACACUGUGUGCUGCCCUGCAGCUUCAAACCCAGUGGAAAUGAAAACAUAAUCUGGUACCAACAGGAGGUGCUCGUCCUCAGUCAAUCCCAGCAGGAUGGACACCAAUCGGACCAGCCUCCCCAGGUCCACAGUACCAGGAUGUACCUCCUCCAGGAACAACUCUCCAAGGGAAAUGCCUCGCUCCAUCUUAACGAGUGUGGCAUCAAGGACCGAGGCCGCUACAGGUGUCUGGUCAACAGCACACUGGAUCAACAAGAGUCCUUUGUCAUCAUGAAAGUGGAGGCUCCCAUCAAGAUUGUUACCAUGGAAAAGAGGUCUAACAAAGAGGUUCUGUGUCAGUCUAAGGACAUCUUCCCUGCUCCCCGUGUACAGUGGUCCACUCUGCCCAGAGAAGACAACCUGAGACCCACCACACAGAUGGUUCCCAAUUCUAAGGGCCUGUACUCCAUUCAAAGCAAGCUGAGAAUGUCUGAAAACAUCCUCACCUACAUCUGCACUGUUAACUCCACGUACGGAUCCCAGUCUUGGAGAAGUUCCCUGCAAGAAAGAGUGUUGGUUGGAAAAGUGGGGCGAGAGCUGUCCAUCCCCUGCAUCGCUCCACACAACCUCCAGAUUUUCUCCCUCACCUGGACCUUCACUAGAACCAAUAAGUCCUCAAUCAUCCUGAGCUACAACAACAGAACCAUACACACCUCCAACAACUGGUUGGGCCAGGCUGGACUGGAGCAGCACCAGAUUCUGAAGGGAAAUGGAUCCCUCCUCCUCAAACACCCAAAGACUCAGGAAAACACAGGGACCUACACAUGUACACUCUCAGGUCUCCAGAGCAGACACGUGGCUCAAACAAACGUCACUAUCAGGUCAAAGGCAGAAGAGAUGACAAUUGCUGAAAACCCGUCUGGAUGUUCAGCGGAAAGAAAUUCCAGCAUGUGGCUGGUUGCUGUAGUAAUUGCAGUGGUAGUGGUGGCAGCGGUAGCAGCUCUGCUGCUGUAUAGAAAACGAAGAGCCAAUCAGCAGCAGUCUGAUGGGAUCGCUGUGGAGGACACUGAGGCACAGCCAAUGAAAACAAUUAAAACAGCUGAGGAUUUGCCAGUGGAUAAUCACCAACUGUGACAGCAGACCACUUCCACAUACAGAAAAUCUGACUGACAAGGCCUUCUAGAUGACAUGAUCAAGCAUGCUUUUCUAGCUUGACUCAUUUGGAAAAUAUGCCAGAGGUCCUCAACCAGAGCCAAGGGAAAUAGUGGUGCUGGGGGUGUUGUAAUCUCAGCACCCUCUGACAAGAUUCGGAAACCACUUUUAUCUUUGUUCUAUCCCCUAAUCGUGCUACCAAUUUGCUCAGAGAUGCCUUGCCCUUCCAUGGUAUGUAAGUAACUCCUGUAUAGAGAAGUUAACAUGCUGUGCUGUUGGUAAUGGAGCUUGACAUGUUCGGUAUAACACUAGAAUCUUUUGAUUUGGAGUGAAAUGAAAGCUGGGUAAAAAAUGUUAUGCUGCACCUUUGAGUGCAUCUGUAGUUGUUUUUGUUUGUAAAGGAUUCAAGAGCAUGAGCACCAGAGGCAGUCAAGAACACAAGACAUUGUACUCUCUUACAGUGUCUUCAGAAAGUAUUUGAACCCAUUCACUUUCUCUGCAUGUAGUUGUGUUAUGGACAUUGUUUCUAAUUGUUAUUAAUUGGUAUCAAUCUAUACACAAUACCAUAUAAUUACAAAGCAAAACAAGUAAAAAACUGAAAUAUCUCAUGUACAAAUAUAUGAGUGUUCAGAUCCUUUGUUCUGUACUUUUUAAAAGUGCCUUCGGCAGCGAUCACAGGUAUUCCUGGGUAUGCCUCUACCAGUUCUGCGUGCUCAGAUUUGGUCAGGCUCUCCAAUUUUUCAGAGAUUUUCAAUGACAUUCAUGUCUGAGCUUUGGCUAGGCCACUCAAGGACAUUUACAAACUUGUCCUGAAGACACUCCAGAGUUCUUUGGGCUGUGGGCUUUGGGUUGUUGUUGUGUUAAAAGAUAUAUGCCCCAGUCUGAGUUCCUGUGCACUCUAGAUUUUUUGUUGUUCAACCAUGCCGUCAUUUUGACCUGUCGACCAAGCCCUUUCACUGAGAAAGAUCCCGAUAGCACAAUGCUCCAUGUUUCACCAUAGGGAUGGCAUUAGUCAAGUGAUGAGUGGUACCUUGUUUUCACCCGACAUGCUUUGCAUUCAGGUCUAAUCGUUUUAUUUCAGUCUCAUCAAACCAGAGAGUCUUGUCAUUUAGACUGUAUGUCAUGUGCCUUUUACUCAUAUGCUUCUUUCUAACCACUCUUCCAUAAAUGCCUCAUUGAUGGAGUGCUGCAGAGAUAAUUGUCUUGCUUUUGUUUAGCUCUUGCACAUGCAUUGUGAAGUGGGGGCCCUUAUAGACAGAGUUUGGGAGUAACGGAUUACAGAAAAUCAGUAACUGUAAUCCGUUACUUUACCAACUAAAAUAUUGUAAUCGGAUUACAGAUACUUUUGAAAGAAUUUAUGAUUACAUUUGGAUUACUUCAAUUAAAAAGAUUAGGUGUGCGACAUACUUACGACAUGUAAAAACAUUGUUAUUUGAAUUAAAAUAACAAUUGUACGCCUCAGUUGUUGUGUGUGAUCAUCAUGCGAGCAAA
Esox lucius (northern pike) is the source of this 3061-nucleotide messenger RNA. It is a transcript of the gene hhla2a.1, whose product is annotated as HERV-H LTR-associating 2a, tandem duplicate 1. Bases 332 to 1552 code for a protein of 406 amino acids. The transcript has 8 exons. Gene Ontology annotation, biological process: negative regulation of T cell proliferation; immune response; cellular response to lipopolysaccharide. The record is from RefSeq and is a predicted model, not a curated record. Gene Ontology annotation, cellular component: external side of plasma membrane. NCBI's taxonomy places the organism in Eukaryota, Metazoa, Chordata, Actinopteri, Esociformes, Esocidae.